Wyeomyia smithii (pitcher-plant mosquito) is the source of this 2033-nucleotide messenger RNA. Its product is annotated as KIF-binding protein. The coding region runs from base 140 to 1915 and encodes 591 amino acids. Gene Ontology annotation, molecular function: protein binding. The record is from RefSeq and is a predicted model, not a curated record. NCBI's taxonomy places the organism in Eukaryota, Metazoa, Arthropoda, Insecta, Diptera, Culicidae. The transcript is spliced from 2 exons.
CCCGAAGCAGACAGAGCACUCGACUGCAGUUGCGCCAGUGUUGCUGGCUGGUGUAAGGGUGCGUGUGUAGUAAUAGUGCAUCGGGACAUUCCAAACAUUGCAAAUUAUCGAUCCAACUCGAGUGUUAAGAGGUGCAACGAUGGUGAUUACCAAAGAGAGCCUAUCGGAUAUUCGGGAGGAGUUCGAGAAAGCUCACAAGAAAAUCGACGAAGACAGUAAAAACGAUCCCCCGACGGAGCCGUUCCGGUCGCACUAUGCAGCCAAGGAUAUUCUGCAGACCGUUCAGCGAAAGCUUAAAGAUCUAGGCGAAAUGUUUGACGUUGGAUCAGAGGCUGCCCUUACGGUUCGCUGUAUUCUAGCUAAUGUGCUCAAGGAUAUUGGCAGGAUUUCAAUUUUCACUGAAGAACUGAGUAACGGGGAACUGGCAUUAAAGGAAGCAUUUCAAUUAGUUCAUGAUGAUGCUGACAAACCCCAGGCGGUAAAUGGAUUCAUUGAAGUGCUUAAUCAAUUGGGCAUACUGUACUGCAAUUGGGGUAAUUUUGAAGAAUCCAAACGUCAUCUAGAUCAGGCCAAGGAAGCGUAUGAAACGGCCAAGCAGAAUGAAACUGUCCCUUUGACUAUAUCGGAUCUUUUCGGAACGAAAGAUGAAAUCGAGAAAGGAAAGGGACUACAACUGCUGGAAAAGAAUCACACCCUAACUCUGUACUAUUUGGCUCAAGUUUAUGGAUAUUUGGAGGAUCUAACCCGUUCCGCUCAUUUUUGUCACCUAACAUUGAAACGUCAGCUGGAUUACAACGACUACGAGCAUGUGGACUGGGCACUGAAUGCGGCCACAUUGUCACAAUAUUACUUUCCAAAAAAUCAUCUAAGUCAAGCUAGGCACUUGCUAGCAGCUGCUUCCUACAUGCUGGACCGAUUCGAAGAAGAGGUUAUUCCGAAAGAAAUCAAUCCAACAGUCAAAGCUGAAAAGAUAGAAUCGCACCGCCAUCGAUCGGCGGAUAUUGCCCGCUGUUGGGCUAAGUAUGGAUUACACAUUUUGAACGCCUCAAAGGAACGCUUGUGUAGAGAUGACGACGAGGACACCGGGAGUCGGCAACAGCCAAAAGAGAUGUUAAGCCCGAUCAGAGAGAUCGAUCGCUUUAUCGGGUUAGAUGGUCUUUCUGUGUACGAAGAUCAAAUUUCAGAUGAGUUCUGCCUGACGCUUGAGGAUGCUAAGUUAGUCAUGCUGAACAGUUUAAGCUGGCUGAACAAGGCAAAAGAUUAUUACACUAAGGAAACGGAGGCCUCGCAGUAUGCUAAAAUUGUCCAAGAUGUUGCCUCGCUGUACAAACAGCUGGCAUUUUUCGAUGACAAUGAAGAUAACCAGUGUAAAUUGUAUAAAAGAAGUGCUGAUCAGUUAGAAGAAUUAGAUCAAACUCUUAAUGCGACGUACUAUCAAAUCAUUUGCAGAGAGAUUUGGUACGAGUUGGGCCUUACCUAUUCGAAAAUGCUAGACGUGAAACUAACCAAGCUGGAAACGUUGGCAGCGGAUGAAAGACCGGCCCCACAUGCGCUUAACAAAAUAAACAAACUGUGCGAGAAAAGUAUCUCCAAAUUUCAGAAAUUCCUCGAUUCGUACAAGAUAUUGGCGGAUACACUGGAAAUCCCCCCGGGCAUUGACGAAUCCGAGCUGCAGCCCAUUCUGUUUGCCUUCUUCCAUAUCGGCCGGCUGUACUACAAGGUGAUCACACCGGACAAACGGUUACAGCUGACCAAUGUGAAGAACAGCUUCCGGUACUAUCAUCAUUUCGUUAAACACUGCGAGCAGUUUGAAGCGGUCGGGGCUCACUUCAAGGCGGAGAUGGGAGUUUGCAAAGAGAUGAACGCACUACUUCCGUUGAAGAUUAAGAAACUGAUGAAUGAGCUCAAUGAAUGAAUUUUAACAGGCGACAGGAGAUUGAAGUCAGUUUCAUGUAGCUAUUGCAUGUAACGUAGCUGUCGUGAUUAGUGCUAGAGGACAACUGCGGAGUGAUAAAUAAAAAGAUUGCAUUAAA